UUCUACUGCUGCACAAUGAGUCGUAGCGGAUUAAGACGCCAGCCCUUGCACGGGGCAGACGCCACACGGCGAGAGACGCGGCCCGAGGGGCGGUUCGGCUCGGGCGACACCUCACCUGCCCCCGUGCGCCGCCGAGCCAACAUGGGCGGUAGAACAUCACAAGGUAAGCCGGGCGGUAUCGAUGGUUUCUCCGAAGACUCCGAGGAGCUGGACAUCUCACAAGAUUCCCAGCUAAGCGACUUUAGUGGGGAAGACUCGGCCGGACCGUCGCCCGUCGCGUCCCGCACCCGAAGUAAAGACUCUGUCGAGCGGGACUUGGUGCGGAAACGUGUCGCCAAAGCACGGGCGAAUAGGGAGAACAUAGAGCAUGUCACACAAAGUAAAGCUCCACCUUUACCGUCACGGACUUCUCCGCCUCGCCCGCCUCAAAGGGCAAACGUUGACGGCACACCGUCGCCAAGCAAUGAUGCAAAACACCUCGUUGUCUUGUUCAUGUUCGUUAUAGUGUUAGUGAUCACUACUUUUACGCUGAUUUGGAAGGAUCCAUCUCAUGAUCAAGCGCAGGGACCGCCGGCCAUCCAAACUCCAGACCUAUACAAGGAGCACGUGAAAAAGUUGAAGACCAUGUUUCCCAAUCAGAGUCAACGCACAUGGACGGUUGUUGGUGCGAUGGGUCGAGCCCUUCUGUACCCCCCCUCCAUCAUUACCCAGCCUGCCGUGCUGCUGGUUACGUCAGCGCCGGGAACACACGACACCGCGAGGUGUGUCGCCAGCCACGUCGCUCAGGGAUUCGAUAAGAAACCUACGAUCAUACAUGGUGAUAAGCUAAGAGAUCUGGAUGCAGAUGAAGCUAAGAAACAUCUAGACGAGGUUCUCCAUGCAGGGUUCAGUCAGGGAGGGAAGGCAGCUGUGGUGUACAGUCUACAGGAUAUUCCUCUACAGGCCAACCUUAUCUUUCACUCCUACUGUGACAACACCAACGCCCCCUACAAGGAAACAGCCAUCAUCCUGGUACUGCAGCUGGAGGAGCCCAUCCACAUGGACCGGUCCAACUCAGAGAUAGAGGGGGAGGCCAUGGACAGGCUGCAGAGCCACUUGGAGAGGGACGGGGUUUUAGAUAUAGACAAGGUCGGAGCUCUGAUGAGCAGAAUGGCGGGGUUUGUGCUUGUAGUGGACAAAAGGGACAAUUUGCCAGCAAGCUGUGCUUAGAAUAAAACAAAGGCUGUAUA
Molecule: messenger RNA, 1229 nt
Organism: Branchiostoma floridae (Florida lancelet)
Lineage: Eukaryota; Metazoa; Chordata; Leptocardii; Amphioxiformes; Branchiostomatidae
Product: torsin-1A-interacting protein 2-like
Exons: 4
Coding region: 16-1209 (397 amino acids)
Biological process (GO): membrane organization
Cellular component (GO): membrane
Molecular function (GO): ATPase activator activity
Source: RefSeq, a predicted model, not a curated record